AUUUCGUUUUGUUUUUUCUAAUUUUUUCUUCAUUUUCUAUCUUUUUUCUUCUAAAUUCUAAACAAUUAACUAAAUUAAAUUUCUUCCCUCUCUUUAUUAACCUGUUGGUCUUUUUCCUCCAACGAAUGGUUCAAAUGUUAUUACCCAUUUUAAGACAAUUAUCUCUCUUCAUGUAUGUGCUUGUUUAUUUUUCUUCUUGUAUAUAUGUAAGUAAAAUUUGAAUUAUAAAUAUGUAUCAUCACCAUCAAUCAAUAUGUUCAACAGUAACACCAACAUUAAUACAACACCAACAUCUACAAUCACAACCUCAACCAUUAACCCUACGACGAUCAACACCAGCAACUCAACCACAAUCACCACAAUCACCACCACCAUCAACAGCAACAAUAACAGUAAAAGCAACUUAUUCAUUUCUAGUAACAACAAUACAACUUCUAGCAACCAAAUUAACCGAUUAAAUAUGGCUGAAUGUGCCCUGAUUAAAUCUUCACAGUGUUUCCAGGAUAAAAAUCGGAUAAAAAAAGAUUUAACUAAAUUAACUAAAAACCUUUUACUACUCGUUGGCCUGGAACGUGUGGCACAGGAACUAGUGGGUGGACGAAGAUGGCGAAAGUUAACAGCACCAUUCAAUUCCCUUGAACCAGAAGAGAUUCAAGAUUGGUCUCCAUCUGAGAUUUGCUAUUUCUGCAAUUCUGACAAACACCACGACUCUAAUCAUAACGAAAUUGUUAAACAUUCAGACGAUUGUCCACUUUCAACAUCGUCCAUAACAACCACCGGAAUCGAAUCAAGUCAAUUACAGUCACCAUUAAAUCAAUCGAGCCAACAAUCAACACAACCACCAACAAGCUGUUCAUGUUUACCUAAUAAUAAUAAUUCCAAUGGAAGUGAUAAUAUCAACAUUCCCAUAAUUAAUGUUCCAAUCAAUAUUCCCGUUGUCCAGGCUUCAUCGGCCACAAGUAAUUCCGUUACUGCCAUGAGUAAUGUUACCACCACCUCAGAACAACCAUUGGACCUAAGUUUACAUUCCCGUUCAAUGUUAAUUCCAAACGAAAUUGACAAAUCAACAAACCAUGUCAGUGAUACCUCUUCAUCAUCAUCAUCACUUUUACGUAUUCCUCAUCCAAAUCAGACCAACACCAAACAAGGUUUGGUUUCAUUUUUCAACAGAAAGAAAAAUCGUCUGGAAACAACAACCACAACCACCACAACAACAACAACAACAUCGAGUAGUAAUAGUAAUUGGAAAAGAGCUUACACCGAGAAGGAGCUGCAACAAGCCUUGAAUGAUAUUCAAAGUGGUAAAUUGGGUACACGUCGAGCGGCGGUUAUUUAUGGUAUACCUCGAUCAACCUUGAGAAAUAAAGUUUACAAAUUAUCGUCUCCAAAUGUUAAAAGAGGUCAACCAACAACAGUUCAAUCAACGGCAGCGGGAACAACAGUAGCAGCUUCAAAUAGUCUAACAACCCAAGGAGCCUUUAACUCUACAGCUAAACAACUUUCCGCCAGUUUGCCAGCGUGUGCUGCUGUUGCUGCGGCUGCAGCAGCGGCAGCAGCGGCAGCAGCUAAUUCACCCAACAAUUUAACAAAAUGUUCAUCAACAUCAACCACAACCAUCACUGGUCCUGCCAAUUUUUUGUCCGGUCGAAAGUCAAUCACACCAAUACGUAACAAUAAUGCUAACAAAGAAAGUCUUUCAGCUCGAACUAAAUCAACAGCCAUUUCAAGGCGAUCAUUAAAACAACAACAACAAUUACAACCUGUUGAUGAUAUCGAAACAUUUGAUAAUUCAACCAUUUUAUCGAAAACCAUUAAUGAUAAUCAACAUGAUAACGAUUAUGAUGAUAAUAUUGACGAUGAAGAUAAAAGUAACAACCUUUCAACUAAUCAUAGCAGCUUAAUUCAAAAUGAUUUGAAACAAUUCCUGAAACGAACCAUCACUCAAAAGGCAGCUAAUACUAAACCAUUUCUUUCAUCAGGAAUUGAUCAACUAUCAACCGAUAACAACAAUAAUCCUAAUCCUAAAUCAGAUUCUGAUAUUAUCAACAUGGGACCAACUACAAUGCCAAAUAUUUUCAAUGAUCCGUUAACAACGUUACAAAUGUUAUCAUCAAUGGAUUGUGGUAACGCCAUUGGUCCGUUAAUUUCGCAAAUUUUGUUAAACGUUCAUGCCUUUCCUCUUGCCAAUAGUGUUAAUAACCUUAUAAAUAAUACCAAUAUUAACCUUAAUUACAAUAGCAAGCCCACCGAAAACAUGGACUUAAACAAUAGUAUUUCCGGAACUUUGCCUUUAUUACCAGAAUUGAUUCAUAAAUUAGCUCAAGAACGUUUAGAGGCGGAAAGAUUAUCAUCUGGAACAUCAACAAGUGACCAUGGUCAAGAAAGAUCGACGACUGAUGAAAGUUGUGAUAGAAAUGUGAUAUUAAAGGUUCCGUCCUAUCAGCCUAAAUUGAAUAUUGAUGUUGGACAGAAAAAUGAUUUAACGAAAACAAUCAACAAAGAAGGAUCAAACUCUAAUCAUUCCAGUAUUGGAGCAAUUAAUACAAGCUUUACCAGUGGUGUUAGUAACCUAUCUAGUCAUAGUAUUGGUGAUUUCAAUGUUAAUAUGGUCAAAGAUGAGAAUAAUAAUUGUGGACUAAAUGAUAAACGUUAUAAAUUAUUUCCUGUUAAUUCUGAUGAAUCAAGUUCAGAUGCCUUAAUCAAUGAGAAUGCCAAGAGUUACAAUUUCUCUCGUCGUAAAGUUGAGAAACGUAAUCAAACCAAUUCAAAUAAAACAAGUGAUCAAAGUGCCCCAUCAACCCCUGAUCCUAAAAGAAAUCGACCCAAACGAGGCCGUUACCGUAAUUAUAAACGGGAUGAUCUUGCCAAAGCUGUAAAAGCCGUUCAAAAUGGAGAGAUGAGUGUCCAUCGAGCGGGGACACAUUUCGGUGUUCCCCAUUCAACAUUAGAGUAUAAAGUUAAAGAGAGGCAUUUAUUAAGGCCUAAGAAAAGGCAGACUACUUCAACCUCGUCGGGAGCGGUUUCGUUAAUCAAAAAGGAAGACGGAUCAUCAAGCUUAAUAUUACCCAAAACUGAUUUAGCAGCCGAUCCAUUGGUUUUAGCUCCGGGCACUGGGCCGUUGAGCUCUAAAACACCAGGCCUAUUAACGCAAUCACAAACACAACCACAACCACAAUCACAGUCCAUUGAGGGAUUACCAAUGAUUAAUCAAGUUAAUCAAGCUUCUCUUUGGCAAACUGCAUUACCUUUGUUUCCAUUUGAUUUCGGUGCAGCUCAGAAUAGUACCAACUUUUUCGCUUCCAAUAUGAUGAGAAAAUUAAAGGAAAAUGCCCAAUUACAUGAAGAAAAUUUCAACAAUAAUUCAAAUGGAAGUUCAAAUGCUAACAACAAUGUUUCCGGUUUCAGUGAUUCAAAUCCAAUGGGAGCCACAACUGGAUUAAAGGAACGAGAGUUUGGCAGCUUACUAUUAGAAACUUUAAUUAAAUCAUCAUUGGAAAGGAAAAUGUUAAAUACAAUGUCAUCAGCGAACAGUGAAAGUGACACUCGACUGAAUCGAAAUACAUCAUCAACGGUUCCCUAUCGUUUCCACAAUGAGGAUUAACAAUUCGAUUAACCAAAUUGUUCUUUUGCCUUUUUUUGUUUUUUGUUUUUGUUUUUUUACCUCCUUCUCUCUCUCUCUUGCUCUUUCUCCUUCUCUAUUUUGAACAGUUCAUCGUUUCGACAACAGAUCAUAUUAAUUGUUAAAAUUUGUUAAAAAUCCUACGAUUGAUAGGGAAUCAUAACUAUUAUUAUUAUUAACAUUUCCAAAUUUUGAUUAAUCAACAAUUUCUUGUUAAAUGACGGCUAAAUUGUCCAUGAAAUUAAGUUAUUUAAUGACAGUUUAAAUUUAAUGAAUAAAGAGUUACUAUUUUGGAGCCAUUUUAAAUGUAACAA
Panonychus citri (citrus red mite) is the source of this 3933-nucleotide messenger RNA. RefSeq names its product mushroom body large-type Kenyon cell-specific protein 1-like (gene Eip93F). Gene Ontology annotation, cellular component: nucleus. Gene Ontology annotation, biological process: regulation of transcription by RNA polymerase II. The transcript is spliced from 4 exons. NCBI's taxonomy places the organism in Eukaryota, Metazoa, Arthropoda, Arachnida, Trombidiformes, Tetranychidae. Gene Ontology annotation, molecular function: DNA binding. The record is from RefSeq and is a predicted model, not a curated record. The coding region runs from base 254 to 3601 and encodes 1115 amino acids.